AUAAGGACGAACGUCGGCAAAGUUGCAUCAGUUGAUUAAAACUCCUGUGGGAUUUCAGGAUAUUUGCUGAUCACUUCCACAAUGCUUCUACUAUUGUGUAUAUGCUUGAGUGUUGUAACAUCAGGAUAUGGUGACAACAGCCGUCCGCUCGGCUACACCGAGGUUCUGGUAAGAGCUCACUCCCCUCCAGAGAGAAGAUCGUCAACAGUGAUCUCUACCGUACGACAGUAGAGGAACUAGUUCGUUCGAUAAAGCCUGAUCGACUUCUACAACUUGGCCAAUACCUUCAAGAUGAGGACGUGUCUGUGAUGAAUCUGCUUCAGUUGGACGCUGACCCAGAGAACGAGACAGAGAAGGUGCCCUCUGACUUGUGUUCUAACAAUACUGGGCUCAUCCUGACCCAGGCGGCCGCGGGAGAUCGAUGGGCACUAGCCAUGCUAGACGCCGCGGCUAAGCCCGACAGCAACAUACUUGGAGGUCAGGUGACGUGGGUAGGGUCCUACUUGGAGUGCAUUGAGACACGAGCCACGAUCUACCCCGGGCCCAAAAUUGAGACUGAACCGGAGGUGCUGUAUGAAGGUCAAUACUGCACCUCAGCGCUGCCCCUAACACCCGGCACACCACAGACCGCGGGGUUUGGAGAGUCAUAUCCUGGAAUCAAGAUCGGCGUCUGUUUUCCUAGCACCUGCUCAGAAGCUGAUGUCACUGCCCUUCUCAAUGCAGUGCUGGAGACAGCCAAUACCAGCCUCAGGGUGGGAUCCACCGUCUGCCAGAAGAAGACACAAGACUACAACGCCAACGCCAUCAUUGUACUGUUGGUCCUGUCACUGUUUGUGACGGUGAUGGUAACGGCCACGAUGUACGACAUCGUGUGGGUGCAGAUGCCGAAAUGGGAGAUGGAGAAACAGAAAGCAGCAGGAGAUGUGGGGACCACGGUCAACAUCAAGGACACAUCGGAGUCCAUAGAGACGACACCUCUGUUGAAGGACAAAACAGCGUCGCAGCAACUGUCCCGGACAACAGGUGUUGCCGCUCAGAUGUUGUUGUCCUUCUCUGUGUACACCAACACCGUCAAACUGUUGUCCCUGUCCCAGCCCCCGGGAUCCAUCUCCAGCAUCCACGGGAUCAGGUUCUUCAGCAUGACCUGGGUCAUCCUCGGACACUCCUUGGCCUUCGCUACUGGAGCCUCGCAAAAUGCGGCUUCCUACAUUCCAAGGGCUUUAAAGCACUGGUCGUUCCAAGCCAUUGCUAACGCCACCGUGGCUGUAGACACUUUCUUCACUCUCAGCGGUCUUCUGGUAGCUUACCUGGUGCUGAAGGAGCUGUCCCGCAACAAGGGCAAAAUCAACUGGUUCAUGUUCUACUUCCACAGAUUCUGGAGGCUGACCCCUGCGUAUAUGCUGGUCAUCACGGUGUACGUCCCACUGUUCAAACACUGGGGAGAAGGACCACUGUGGCCUCAGGCCGGCAUUGAACCUACCAACUGCAAACAAUGGUGGGGCAACCUCCUCUACAUCAACAAUAUCCUCGACAUAGAGAAUCUGUGCAUGGGUUGGUCCUGGUACCUGUCGAACGACAUGCAGUUCUACAUCCUCAGCCCCCUCGUCUUCAUGCCGUUCUUCCAUUCCUGGAAGGCAGGGACUGCGUCGGCGAAUGACGUUCCUGCUGACGACGUUCAUCACCUCCGGCAUCAUCUCCAAACAUUACGGCCUCCCUGUCAGCAUGUUAACCAACCCUGGACUCUGGUGUAUAUGGAGAAAUACUACUUCAAACCCUACACCCGUAUCGGGCCCUACAUCGUGGGUCUGUUGGUUGGCUACCUGCUCUACAAGACCGACUGCAAGUAUAAAAUGUCCAAGUCUGUAAAUUUGUUAGGAUGGGCCACAGCGACGGCCGUCUCCCUUGCUGUGUUGUAUGGCCUUUACAACGAUACCAAUGGACACCCUCUCACCGUCGACGUAGCCGCAUUCUACAACGCUAUGCACAGGACUGCUUGGGGAGGAUGUGUAGCGUGGGUGGUGUUCGCAUGUGCAACUGGGAAUGGAGGCUUCGUGAACACCCUGCUGUCCUGGCGUGCCCAUCCCCUGAGUCGUCUCACCUACACCUGCUACCUUGUCCACCCCGUCAUGAUGUACGUCUACUACUACGGUCGACAGCAGCUCUAUUCCUUCUCUACAGUAGAUGUGAUAUGGACGUUCUUUGGCAACCUGACAGCUACCUACAUCAUAGCAUAUGUGACAUCUCUUGCAUUUGAGGCUCCGAUGAUGGGGCUGGAGAAGACGCUCCUCAAGAGAAAGAAAUCAUAGCACCAGCACACCAAACUCCAUCAUAUUAAAUGAAAUUACAGAGACAUUUUGACCACAAGUGCAAUGUUUUUCCUCCUCACUAACACAAAGUAUGUCUCCAUAUUUUCAGCAGAAUAACAUUUAUCAAUAUUCAUAUCUAAGUGCUGUUUCUGCAAGACUCUGUACACCAUGCUCCAUAUAACCAGGGGUGGAAAUAACUUUAAAAUUGCUAGUGAGCUCUGGUACAUUGGCACAUGUAAAAUCACUUGCCUUGAUAAUUUUUCCACUAUACUGAUUGUUGAUUUUUUAAAUAAACAACAAAAUUAA
Messenger RNA from Haliotis rubra (blacklip abalone), 2612 nucleotides. RefSeq names its product nose resistant to fluoxetine protein 6-like. The record is from RefSeq and is a predicted model, not a curated record. NCBI's taxonomy places the organism in Eukaryota, Metazoa, Mollusca, Gastropoda, Lepetellida, Haliotidae. Gene Ontology annotation, molecular function: acyltransferase activity, transferring groups other than amino-acyl groups.